Molecule: messenger RNA, 1008 nt
Organism: Rotaria sordida
Lineage: Eukaryota; Metazoa; Rotifera; Eurotatoria; Philodinida; Philodinidae
Source: the annotation of a GenBank genome assembly
AUGGAUCCUACAAUUGAUCAUAUCGAACGAUUACGUACAAUAUAUAGUAAAUUAAAAAAAGUUCGUUUUGGUGGUGUUGUAACAAGUCGUAAACCAAAAUAUGCUGAAGCAGCACUUGAUUUUCAAUCAUUAUCAAGACAAUUUCGUCAAGAAAAUUGUCUUGAAUAUGCUGGUCUUUGCUUAAUACAAGCAUCACGUUGUUUUUCUGAAUUAAAAUCUUCGACAAGUGAAUUACAAAUGUUACUUGAAGCAGCAUCAAUAUUUCUUGAAAUUGAAUUACAAUUACAUGAUACAAAUACAUUAUCAUAUCAUGAAAAUUUAUCAUUAGCAUUAUCAACAUAUCAGUUAGCACAAAAAAAUUUACGUGAACAAAAUGAACGUUAUUUAGGUGGUUUAAUAACAUUUCAAAUUGGUUUACAUUUAGAAAUGUUAGAAAAAUUUCAUGAAAGUGAACGUCUUUUUUCCAUGGCAUUAGAUUCAUUUCAAGAUUUAUUAUCAAUACAAAUAUCUAUAUAUCAACGUUUAAUUAAUAUACGUAUUGAUAAUGAAAAUUAUAAUUUAGCAUUACAAACAAUAACAAAUUUUAUUGAACGUUUAAUAAAAACAUCAAUAAAUGAUAUAAGUUAUCGACGUUUAUUAGCAUCAUAUGAUAUUUUACGUCUUUUUUUAUUACUUAUUUUACAACCACAUCCGCAACGUCUUCGUCCAGAUUAUGCUAAAACUUUAGAUGCAUAUACAUGGGAAUCAUAUGAAAAAUUAAAUAUUCCAAUGUCUUAUUUAGAUGAAACACUUUUUUAUUUAUUACAAUCAAUAACAUUAGCUGUACAAGCUAAAGAUUUAAAACAUAUUGAACAAUUAGAAUAUGAUUUAAAUCAACAAACACAAAUUAAUUCAAGACAUAUACAUUUAUUUCAUAAAUUAAAACAAAAAAUUUCAGGACAUUUUAUUGAUACAUUUAAAUUUGAUCAACAUACAUCAAUAUCAAAUGAUAUAACAGAUUAUCGAUAG